Messenger RNA from Strongylocentrotus purpuratus (purple sea urchin), 2796 nucleotides. RefSeq lists its product as uncharacterized. The record is from RefSeq and is a predicted model, not a curated record. The coding region runs from base 1 to 2796 and encodes 931 amino acids. NCBI's taxonomy places the organism in Eukaryota, Metazoa, Echinodermata, Echinoidea, Camarodonta, Strongylocentrotidae. The transcript has 2 exons. Gene Ontology annotation, biological process: DNA integration. Gene Ontology annotation, molecular function: nucleic acid binding; zinc ion binding.
AUGGAUGUUGAAAAGUUAGUAACAAUUGGGGAAUCUUUGGGUCUCACAGGUUUUGAAUUAAGGGAUUUCUUAAAGGUAGAACAGGACAGAGAGAGGGAUAAGAGAGCAGAAGAGCGUGGGCGAUUGAAGGAGGAAAAAGAAUUGGCAGAAAUCAGGUUGAAAAUAGAAAGUACUUUCAUAAAGGAACGAAAGCCGAAGGGACUCAAGGAGGUCAUAGAGAUUGCCGACUGCUUUGUAGAAGCAAGAUCGGGAUGGCAGGGUGGGACUGGUAGGUCACACACCAUUAAACCCACUUCUCCUCCUCUGCAAGCAGGCUCGAAACCAGCAGGCUCGAAACCAUCAGACAGGUCGCAAAGCCGUCCUGGUGGUUGUUAUAUCUGUGAGAAACUAGGGCAUCAGGCAAGGCAUUGCACGCAACGGAAGAGGAAAGAGGUUGCAGCUGCGGGAGCUGAGAUUCAGAGUGAAUCGGACAGGACGUCGAGCAUGCCGAAGCAACCUCAGAGACAGGUCCAUGACAGAGAUACAGAUUCACUCCCGGAGUCGACUGGUCGGGAUAAAAGAAGGGUGAAUCGUCAUGAGUCGGAAAUGUACGAUGUCAAUGCAUGUUCUUGUUUCUCAUGUACAGAUGGAGAAGGAGAAGUCACUGAGAUACAAUCGGAGUUGGCAUUGCCGAUAGUUAGUGUUGCUGGUGGAGCUAAACCCCUCCAGCUUAUGCCAGUCAAAGAAGGGAUCAUCAACGGCACGCGUGUUAAAGUCUUGAGGGAUAGCGGAUGUUCCACAACAUUUGUGAAGAUGGGACUUAUCAAGCCAGACCAAUUUGCUGGGGAAGAAAGGAGGUGCCUCAUGAUAGACCGUACUAUGAGGACGUUCCCCGUUGCUAAGGUAACGCUUGACUCUCCCUUCUUCAUUGGUGAGGUGGAAGCAUUGUGUGUGAAUAAUCCUAUCUAUGAUGUAGUUCUUGGGAAUAUUCCAGGUGCUCGAGAACCGAAGGAUCCGGACGAAGACUGGAAUGGUGAUGCAUGUCUAGCUGUAGAGACAAGAAAUCAGCGGAAGAAAGAAAGCAAACCUAUCCAAAAGUUGAAGGUACCAAAGCAGACUGACGUUGCUACUGCUGAAGAAUUCCGAAAAGAGCAAGCUAAUGACGCAACGUUGGGGCGUAUACGAGAGCAAGCCGAAUCGGGAGUAGUCAAGACGACUAGAAAUGGGAACCGGUCACUCUUUCGAAGAAAACAAGGAUUGUUAUAUCGCGAGUUCCAAUCCGCAUCAGGUGAUGUCACCCAUCAGCUAGUUGUUCCUUGUAAAUUCAGGGGACAGAUUCUGCGGCUUGCACAUGAGUGUCUAUUGGGUAGGCACCUAGGAUCACAUAAAACCGCAGAAAGAAUCUUACAGAAUUUCUUCUGGGGUGGUGUAAGAGCGGACACAUCUCGAUUUUGUAGGUCGUGUGAUGUGUGCCAGCGCUCCGUGUACAAGGGUACGGUAAGGAAAGUACCAUUGGGGGUUACUCCCUUAAUUGAUGAGCCAUUUCACCGUGUGGCUGUUGACAUUGUUGGCCCUAUCGCUCCUAUGACGUCACGAGGUUGUCGGUAUAUACUGACGCUCAUGGACUACGCGACAAGGUAUCCUGAAGCUGUUCCACUUAAGAACAUAGAUACAGUGUCCGUAGCGGAAGCUCUUUUCAGCAUCUUCACCAGAGUUGGAUUUCCUCGUGAGAUGUUAACCGACCGUGGGACACAGUUCGUGUCAGAUGUGAUGCAAGAAGUGAAUAGGCUAAUGUCAGUACGCCACCUUACUACAACUCCCUAUCAUCCGGCCUGUAAUGGUCUCGUCGAGAAGUUUAACGGGACGCUUAAACAGAUGCUUAAGAAGAUGGCGGAGGAGAGACCCACUGACUGGGAUCGAUAUAUAGAUGCACUCCUCUUCGCAUAUCGCGAAGCACCUCACGACAGCACAGGAUUCUCUCCAUUCGAACUUCUCUAUGGACGAGAAGUGAGGGGCCCCUUGAUGAUCCUGCGGGAACUUUGGGCAAAUGAUGAAAGCACGGAUGCUGAGACAAAAACCACAUACCAGUAUGUGAUGGAUCUGCGUGAGAAGUUGGAAAAUACAGUCCAGCUUGUGAAAGAGCAACUGACGAAAUCGCAGUCUGCGUAUCGAGCGCAGUACAACAAAAAAGCCAAGGCUAGGUCUUUCAAGGUUGGAGAUGAGGUGUUACUACUAUUUCCUACAGACAGGAAUAAGUUACUGAUGCACUGGAAAGGCCCUUUCAAGGUAGUAGGUAGAGUUGGUAAACUCGACUACAGAGUUGACCUUGGGUCAAGGAUAACUACUUUCCAUGCGAAUCUUCUCAAGGCUUAUUAUCGUCGAGACGAUAAUAAUCCAGAUGCUGGAAUAAAAUAUCCAGCAGUAGCAGGUGUAUCUGUCAUUGAAGAAAUUGACGAAGAUGCACAGACGACAACCAAGAUGAGGGUAAACGAGCAACUCAUCGAAGUCCCCAGCCUGAGACAGACUCAGACAGUUGCUGAUGUCUCCAUUGGAGACACACUUUCUGAGGAGCAGAAUAAUCAGCUGAGGCGACUUAUCGGUAAUUAUUCGGACGUUUUUACAGAUGUUCCUAGCGUGACCAGUUUGGGUCACCACGACAUCAAGUUGACAGAUCCUCGACCGGUAAAGUCCAAGCCCUAUCCUCUUCCUCACGCUCUCCGACAGGUGGUUGGCGACGAAGUCAAAGAGAUGCUCGAGCUUGGGGUGAUUGAGCCCACUAAUUGCUCCAUCAUGACCAUUGUUUAUGUGCGUAAUUAA